Molecule: messenger RNA, 2391 nt
Organism: Closterium sp. Naga37s-1
Lineage: Eukaryota; Viridiplantae; Streptophyta; Zygnematophyceae; Desmidiales; Closteriaceae
Source: the annotation of a GenBank genome assembly
AUGCGACAGAAAGCCGCUAGCGCGUUUCUCGACCUUGACGACCCUGGCGGAAGCGGAAAGCGCGCAGGAAGCGCGGGAGGCGUGGAAAACGCAGGAAACGGGGAAUACGCGGGAGUAGAGGAAUACGCGGAGGGCUCGAGGGUUCCCCUGACGAAGCGGGAGCUAUGGGGUUGGUACUCGUACAACGUCGCAGCGAACUCGUUCAGCGCAGUCGCUAUGCCCAUUUUCAUCCCGCUCCUUCUGCUCCUCCUCGCCGACGCGCAAGCCUGGAACGACUCGGGCGCCGCGAAGCCACCGCAGUGCACCGAUCUGAUCACCGCGGACUGCCUGCAGUGCGUGCCGGGGAAGGGGAACCAGCUGGUGACGUCAGCGGGGGGAUACAGCGAGCUGGAGCAGCCGCGCGUGCGGCUCGGCGCGCUUAGCAUCAACCCCGUGUCUUACGCGACGAUCGUGAUCGGCGUCGCCGUGUGCUGCCAGAUCGUCGCACUCGUGUCGCUCGGCCCGUUCACCGACUACGGUCGCGGCAGGAAGCAGGUUCGUGGGCAGCACUCCUCCUCGCCCUUCCCCUCACCCCCUCCAUCCACUCCACCCGAAACUCCUCUCCUCACUCCUCCCCCUCACUUCCUCACUUCUCCCCCUCACUUCCUCACUUCUCCCCCUCACUUCCUCACUUCUCCCCCUCACUUCCUCACUUCUCCCCUCUCACUUCCUCACUUUUCCCCUCUCACUUCCUCACUUCUCCCCUCUCACUUCCUCACUUCUCCCCUCUCACUUCCUCACUUCUCCCCUCUCACUUCCUCACUUCUCCCCCUCACUUCCUCACUUCUCCCCUCUCACUUCCUCCCUUCUCCUCUCACUUCCUCCCGUCUCCUCCUGCUCUACUCAUACCUCUGGAUGCGAUCCAGCCUGCGUGUUACCCAGACUCAUCUUAUCAUUCCCAGUUUCCUCUCCACCUCCCCUCUUCCCAUCCAGAUGCUCAAGAUGCUCAAGGUGGGCACGUGGAUGGGAGCAGCAGCCUGCACGGCUCUCCUCUUCAUGCUCACUCCGUCCCUCUGGCUGCUCGCCGGCCUGCUCGUCAUCAUCGCCAGCAUCGGAUACGGCCUCGCCACCGUCAGCUACAACGGCUACCUGCCCCUCCUCGUGCACGCCUCGCCUGAAGUACUCUCCGCAGAGGCCACGGCCGACCCGGAAGCAGUCGCGUCCACACGGGAAGACGUGGAGAAUCGGUACUCUCUUAUUGGGCUCGCGGCGGGGUGUCUGGGUGAUAUACCGAUCACGCUCGUUGCGUUUGCGCUCACGCUGGUUUCAUCGGACGAGUCGGUUCAGAUGCGCGUUGCCACCGCGUUUUGCGGCGUCUGCUGGAUCCUCUUCGCGCUCCCCACUUUCCACUUUCUCCGUGCCCGACCGGGACCCCCGCUCCCUCUUCCUCCUCCCCACUCUGCGGGGAAUCAUGAAGCAGAGGGGGCGGAGGAAGGCAGGGACGGAAGCUGCUGCUGCUCCGGCUGUAGCGGGGCUUGCUGCUACAGCUUGGGCGAGCCCUGCGGGGGUUGCCGCUACAGCUGUGGUUCGUGCUACAGCCGGGUGCAGUUCUUUUUCAGCGUCGUGGGUGCGAGCUGGAGGGGCAUGGGGGACACACUAGCAGACGCGUACCGGCACCACCGGAACGCGCUCGUGUUCAUCGCGUGCUACUUUGUGUACGCUGAUGGGUUCUCCACUAUCAUCCAAGUGGGGGUUAUUUUCGGGCAGCAGGAUCUCUGCGUGCCGCCCGCAACACUCGCCAUCCUCGCCACCUCGGUUUCGUUCUGGGCGGCAGCCGGGAUGCCUGUUCUCUACCUCAUUCAAAGACGAACCAAGUGGAGCAACAAGACAAUGGCAAUGAUUGCUCUGGGCGGCAUGCUACCCCUGCCGCUGUGGGGCCUCAUCGGCUACUUCACAGACAGCUUCGGGUUGAAGCACACGUGGGAGCUAUUCGCAUACGUGGGGUGGUUCGGCCUGUGUCUGGGCCCACUACUGUCAUAUUCGCGUACACUGUAUGUGGACCUUAUGCCGUCUGGCAAGGAGGGGGCGUUCUUUGCCAUCUACACCAUCAGCGACAAGGGCAGCUCGUCCUUUGGCCCGUUUGUCGUCGCCAUCAUCGCCCAGGUUUCUGGCACGAUCCGGCCCACCUUUGUGUACAUAUUCCUGGUCAUGUUCAUACCCCUUGUAGUCGUCACCAUUUGUCUCGACCACAAGCAAGGCAUGGAAGACGCCGGGCGCAACAAGCUCACAGCAAUGAAGACAUUGGAGGAUGGGAAGGAGGAGGUUCCUAGUGCAUGCGGGGAGGGAUUGGAGCUUCACUCUGCUGAUGCUCAAUCCAGUCACAGUGGCAGUAGAAGAGAUGAUGCAGGGUAG